CAGCCGGGCUCAGGGCGGCCCCCUUUGGGCAGUGACAGAUGAGGUCCUUAGGUGGCUCAGAGGACCAUGCAACGAUUUGGUGCGCCUAGGGCGGGCCAUUGACUCUGUUUGAGAAGGUCUCCUUGGAGACGUGUCGCGGAGUCCAAUGGGAGUGCACCGACGUCCCGAGCAGAGAGAAACCCGGGGAGGCGAGAGCGCCUCCCCGCGCCGGUCCCAGAAGAGGAAGAGCCCGCGUUCUGGGAGGUCCCCGGGCAGAGACGCGCCUGCAGCUCCAGCCCUGCCUUAGGUUAUGAUGACGUCAGACAUUGCUAAAGACAGAACAACUCAUUUACUGAAGAAAAAGGGCAGUGUGUCUUCUCUAAGUAGUCAUGAGUUCAGGCGGAAGGAACCUCACGGCCGCCCCAAAGACUCUGUGAGUACAGUCUCUUAUAUGGAUGAACCUAGCCAGCGUGAAGAUGCCUCUCGCCUCAUAGUUCAGAUGGAAAAUACCUAUCAGUUGGGUCCUACCAAACAUUUUCCUGUGGUUAUCGUCGAUCACAUUCUGAAAGAUGUGUUAACUAACUACCUACAAGAAGAACGAUAUGAACCAGAGUUCUGUAAACAGAUGACCAAGACGAUUUCUGAGGUUAUUAAAGCCCAGGUCAAGGACUUGAUGAUUCCACGGUAUAAGCUAAUUGUGGUGGUUCAUAUUGGACAACUGAAUAGCCAGAGCCUACUCAUUGCAAGCAGAUGCCUCUGGGAUCCUAAAAAUGAUAAUUUUUCGUCAUACAUUUUCAGAAAUUCUUCUCUCUUUGCCCUUGCAAAUGUCUAUUCAGUUUACUUGGAGUGAUGAAAAACCAGACAUCUAGUCCUUACUUUUUUAAUCAAGAAAUAGACUGUAUCUAUGUACACGAGUUUCACUGCUCAAGUGUUUGAGAAAGAAACAACACUAAUAUUUCAAACAACUGGAAGCUUUGGGACUUUUUCAUACUCUUGUCAGAAUUGGUGAAGGGAAAGUGGCACGAGAAAGAAUUUUGUUUAUCCAAAGAAGGAACUAAGUCUUUGUUCUGCUGGAUUGUUUUUCAUAGACAUAGAUUCUUAUUAAAUAUUACUUUGGGUACUAAUUAUUUUAAUUACUCUUUAGUUGGAGAGUUGGAAUUCCAUGCUUUUUGUUUGUUUGUUUUUGUUUUUAUCUUUUUAGGGCCAU
Molecule: messenger RNA, 1186 nt
Organism: Phacochoerus africanus (Common warthog)
Lineage: Eukaryota; Metazoa; Chordata; Mammalia; Artiodactyla; Suidae
Gene: DYNLT5
Product: dynein light chain Tctex-type family member 5
Exons: 5
Coding region: 290-829 (179 amino acids)
Biological process (GO): microtubule-based movement
Cellular component (GO): cytoplasm; cytoplasmic dynein complex
Molecular function (GO): dynein intermediate chain binding
Source: RefSeq, a predicted model, not a curated record